AUGUCCCUCGACUGGGCACCCCUCCACGACCCCGUCCUCGCCGUCGCUAAAUCCGCCUUCUCCCCCGCCGGCAUCGACGCCCUCUCCUCCCUCUCCCUCCGUCUCGGCGACACCGUCUACAUCUUCGAGCAAUCCUCCCCCUCCGACCCGGCCUUCUACCGCGGCUACCUCCUCUCCUCCACCACCCCCUCCGCAAAACUAUCAAACCGCAUCCGCAUCUUCCUCGGAUCAUUCCCCGCCUCCUGCGUCACCAUCACCGGCCCCGCAAACUGCCCCCUCGACCAGGCCCUCAUCCUCGGCUCCCAGCCCUCGCAAUCCCUCCAACUCCACUUCGAAGACCCCUCCUCCGCCUCCGCCGACCCUUCCGCCCUCUCCUCCCAAUCCCUCCCCGUCAUCGCUGAGAUCGAGUCCGCCCUCCACGAAUGGUGCCCCGAACUCACCCACGCCCUCUUCUCCUCCCCCUCCCGCAACUACCCCAAACUCAACUCAAUCGCCUCCCUGAUCUCGGACCUCUGCGAAACCCGCAAAUGUCUCCUGCUCGACAUCUACUCCGCCGCUGAGCGCGACUCCAGCAUAAAAUCUGCCGUCUGGCUCCUCGUCCGCGGCAACAAGCUCCUCUCCGGCGAUGUCAUCGUCCGCGCCGAACUCGACGGCCGCAUCCGCGUCGGCGACUACAACCUCAUCUCCCUCUUCCGCGACCAGGAAAUCAUGGCCCUCUCCACCCACGGCAUCGCCGCCUUCCACACCUCCCGCGCCGCCUCGCUCGAGGUCUCGGGCAAAAUGGAGCUCCUCCAUCUCCUCGCAAACUUCAAGCUCGUCAUCGGUUCCUGGCACGACGGCAUGUUUGCCAAAGUAUACCUCUGCUCAAAGUCGCGCGUCUUGACCGAGUCUUUUGUCGUCAACGGAGGCGUCCUCGACCAGCGCGCGCUCUUUGUCGAUCUGCCCCCGCUCGUCGCUAACGACGACAUCUUUCUCGUCGUCGAGAUCUUUGAGACUAUCUACAUGACCACCCAGAUCACCGGCGUCGACAAAGUCUCAAAAUCAUACACCAUCAAAGCCCGCCGCGGCGUCGGUCUCGGCGUCGUCGACAUCGGCCGCGUGAUGCGCGAAGUCUCCGAGACCGAGCGCGACACCACCCUCCGCAUCUUUGCCUCGUCUGCUUCUAGCCAGGCUAUGGACGGCAUCGCCAAAAAUGGCUGGGGCUCGCUUCGUGAUCGCCUUGUUCGAGGCGUCGCGGAUGGAAUUGAACGGGCAGGAAAGAUUGACAAGGUCAUUGUCGGCCUUCGUGCGUUCGAGUCCUCGAACUCCAAAUCUCUAACCGCUUCCAUGCCCUCCCUCUUCUCCGGUCUCUCUGGCAACCCGCGAACCCUCUUCACUUCCUCAACCACCAUCCCUCGCGACGAACUCUACCUCACCAUCGGCGGCAUGCACUUCCACUGGUCAGACUUCAGCGGCCGCCCUAUGCCCGAGCUCAGCAACAAAGCUCUCUACUUUGUCACCUUGUCCUGCAACAAGGAGUCCACCCUGCGCUUCCACGGCCACGCGGGCACCGAGCCGCAAGACAUGUGGACCUCCACCGUCGUCUCGCGCGACGAGAAACUGUCGGAAACAGUCUGCCUGUCCCCGCUCGCUCGCAACGCCGAGAUCCUUGUCCGCGUGCACCUGGCCGACGGUAAAGCGAUCGGCCAGGGCAAAUUCCCGGUCUGGAACGAGGACGUGAUCAUCAAAGAUGCGAAACGCAGCAUCCGCAUCGCGGACGUCAACGGCCUGCAAGUCGGCGUGCUCGAAGUCGACAGCUGUCUUGUCUCGAGCGAGUUCUCGUCCGACGAAACCCUCAACGACCUCAUCCGCUGGCGGAGAAUGCGCAAUGCCAAAGAAGACAGCCGCAAGGCUAUGAUCUCGGUCCUCAAGCAGAUCCGCUUUGUCGAUCCGAACGAGAUCUCAAAGCUCCUCCGUGAGGCUCUAGAUUCUGUCUUUGGCAUCAUCGCUUGGAAGGCUGGCGAUCUCGAGUUUGAGGAUGCUGCUUUUGCUGCUCUCGCUCAUAUCCUCGUCACCGUCGAAGAGCGAAACAGCCGCGACCGAGCAUUGCUGGGCGAAUACAUCGAUGGCCACUUCAACUACCCCAACGUCCUCGGCCCGCUAAUCUACGGCUUCCAGCGCUUGCUCGCAAAACACAACAUCCCCGACGCAGGCUCGAACGUGCGCGAGCUGCUCAAAGUCGGCGGCAUCAUCCUGCGCUUCAUAAACUCGUGCUGGGACAAGUUCCAGCAGCGCGACUCGAUCUCGAUCGAGAUGCAAAACUACAUGAAAGCCGUCGCCGACAUUUUCCAGCAGCUUUGCCGCAUCAUGGAACAGAGCCAGGUAUCGCUCGAGGCCAGCCAGAUCUCAAUCAUGCUGCACUUCCCGCAGUACGUGUCCGAAGUGGGCUCGAUCUUCAGCGGCGACAAGAUCUUUGAGAUGAUUAUCCUGUUUGUCGACGCCAGCGCAAAAGUCGGCUCCGUCAACCCAAAACUGGAUAUGCACAGACUCGUCAUGCUGCAGGAUCUCUCGCGGCUGCCCAUGUUUGCCGCCGGCGAUGCCGAGAUCCGCCGCAGACUGACCGUCCACACCAUCGAAUGGCUCAAGCUCUACAUCAUCCCCGCCGGCGACGAGGACGUCGCGAGCCUGGCGACCUGGCAGGCGUGGAAAGACAAGAUCCGGCUCUCGUGCGCGGUCCUGGCGACGCAGUUUGGCAGUCUCUGGCCCACGCGCGAGCAAAACAGCGAAAUCUGCAGUCUGUACGUGCAGCUCCUCCCCGCCGUGACGGCGACGUUUGUGUCGCUGCAGCAGGAGCGCAAGAGCGCGUUGAUCAGAGCAAUCACCGCGCCAAAGUUCAGGAACGAGUUCUCGGUCUUGUUCCCGGAAUCGUACCCGAUCCCGCCUAACCGCCCUGUGGACACGAGUAUCGACAAAAUCCCGUUCGACGAGCUCGCGAUCGAGCUGUCGUGCAUGCUCGCUGCGCUGGCUGAGUUUGCCACGUAUGAAUCGGGCGGGUCGUCGUCGAGCGAGGCGUUGACGGAGGAGCAGGCGAUCCAGCUCAUGAGCAACGUGCUCAAGAUGGUCGACUCUGUGCUCAAGGGUAAAGCCGUGCCCAAGUCCUGGCUUUCGGUGUACCUCUACAUGCACCGCUCGGUGCUGUCCUGUCUUGAGUUCAUCGCCGUGCUCUUGACCGAGUACUUUGCGCCGGACAAGGACACGGGCGAGUUACCGCUCGACAGCCGCAUGAUUGGCAUCUGGCACACUUUCUUCGAGCGGUUGAUCGACCUCGUGGGCUCGACCGCGCUCGAGAUCGAAGAGAUCUCCGACCAAAAACGCCGCACUGUCGAAGCCAUCUGCGGCGACGUGCGCGAGCAAGGCGCGCUCCUGCUCUCGCGCAUGUGGGCCGAGAUCGGCAACGACGCGAGCGAGCAGGUCAGGGCAAUGUACGGCCUCGAGACAAUCGGCGGAUACCAGAAGGUGUUUUGCACGAAGCGAUCGAGUCGCGGGUAUGGCCUCGUCGGACGGAUCGCGGAGUUGUGGAUGUCGAAGAGUAGAGAAGUGCGAGCGCAUGCGAUGGGUAUUUUGAAGAGCAUGAUUGUGCAGGAGUGGCAUACCAAGCACUCGCUUGAUGAUCUUCGCAGUGAUAUCAUUGACACGCUGGACCGCCUCUUCCAAAACAACGCGCGGAUGCUAAACCCAGACACCUUCGCGCUGGACGAGGUCAUCGGCUCAAUCAAGACCGCCUUCCCCGCCUCCAGCGAACUAGGUCAAGAAGUGCACAGCCUGCUCGGUGUCGUCUCGCGCCUGCUCGACCUUCUUCUCGAGCUGCACUCGCUACCCGAAGGCGACGCCUACAACGACGACCGCGUGCUCUGCACUCUGUCGCUCAUGGAAUGUCUGCGCGAUUUGCACCGCGAGGAGACCUUUGUCAAGUACGUGCACCAGCUGAUCCGCAUGCAGGAGAGCAGCGGGCACUACGCCGAAGCCGGUCUCACGCUCGGUCUCCACGCAAAGAUGUAUCCCUGGCGACUCGGGAUCGAGCUUCCUCCGCUACCCGAGCUCGAGCUGCCAUCGCAAUCCGAGUUCCGCCGCCGCGAGGCGCUCAGUCUUCAGAUGGUGCGCUACUUCACGCUGGGUAACGCGCCGCAGCUUGCGCUGCAGAUGUACAAGGAGCUCGUGACGAGCUACGAGACGAUCUCGUUCGAGCUCGAGAAGCUGCACGGCACCGCGACCGCGAUCGCGAAGCUGUACAAGGACGAGAUGUCUGCGAACGCCGCCUCGCGCCCGCAGCCGCAGUACUUCCGCGUUGUGUACUCUGGCCUCGGGUUCCAUCGCGCGCUGCGCGGGAAGCAGUUCAUCGUGCAGGGAAGCAAGUGGGAGAAGCUUGCGGACUUUACGGUGCGAUUGCAGAGUCUGUAUCCGCAAGCCAAGAUCGCUACCGCAGGCUCCUCGAACGGGUCGACUACGACGAACGGCAACGGAGUGAGCAGCAGCAGUGCGAGCAACAGCAACGGCAACGUGAACGGCAACAGCACGGCCGCGAAGCACAUGUCGAUCGCCUCGUCGUUCUCGAUGCUGUCGCAGACGAGCAGUCUCGAGGCGUCGCUGGCGGUCAUGAACGGCGAGGAAGAAGUGGAAGGCCAAUACCUGUCGAUCAUUGCUGUUGCGCCCGAACCCAGCCCUGCGCUGAACGCGGCAGUCGACAUUCCGCCGUCGGCGCGCGACUUUUUCCUUCGCCUGAGCCUCGACAGAUUUUCCGUCUCGCGACCGAUCAAGCACGGCACCGUCAACGGACGGCCUGUGAGCGUGUCGUCGGCGAACCCUGUCGACGUGUGGGUCGAGAAGACGGUGUUUGCGACGCGCGAGCGGUUCCCGACGAUUCUGCGGCGCAGCGAGGUCGUCGCGACCGAGGUGAUUUACCUGUCGCCGCUCGCGAGCGCCGCGGAAGCCAUCGCGCGCAAGGCCGGCGAGAUCCUGCAGAUGGCGCGGCGGUCGAGCGCUGCGCCGGGCGACGAGAUGUGCAGCUCUCAGCUCGGCAUGCUUCUUUCCGGCGCCGUGGAUGCGCCCGUGAACGGAGGCAUCCAGGUCUACCGGAACUUGCUCGAUCUGUACGAGUCCGACCAGUCGCCUGAGAUCAUGGAGCACAAGGAGCGCACGCAGCUCGUGCUGCUGGAUUACGUCGCGGUGCUGAUGUACGCCCUGCACGUGCACUCUGUGGUUGUCGUGCAGGCGCUGCGGCCGCUGCACGAGAGUCUGAUUGUGCUGUUUGACCGCAACUUCAAGCACGAGAUCAAGUUAGUCGAGGACGAAGGCCGCGUGAUUGACGCGCUCGAGCUGCGAAACGGCGUGCGCCGCGCGCCCGAGGACGGCGCGAGCCGGAUCGGAUUGACGCAGUUGCCGGCGCUGCAGCCCUCGGCGACGAUGACGACGAUCGCGAGUAGUAGUCGCCAGAACGGGUACGCGGCUGCGGAUAUGGUGAAGCCGCCGCCGGCGUCGUCGAAGACGACGAUGAGCAGUGUUACUACGUUGAACUCGGCCGCGAGUCAGUCGGCUGCGAGCUUGGUGUCUAAUCCAUCCCGGUCGUCGACGGCGGCGUCGCCUGCGUCUCCGAACGGGGGGCAUAGACGGUCGCACUCGAUUCGGAAUUCCGAGCAGCAGCAGCAGCAGCAGCAGCAGCAGCAAAGAAAGACUGUCGAACGCAAGGUGUCGUCAGUAACUCUGAAAUCGGAGAACUCGAUCAACUCGUCAGCCGCGUCGACGAAGAGCAAGAGCUCGACCGGUAGCGGCCACAGCAGUCUCGCGAGCCGGAUGGGCAUGGGCGGCAUGUCGCGGCGGUUCAGCAAGAUCCGGCUCGCGAACGGAGGCAGCACGGUUGAUGGCGCGAACGGGACGUCUGCGAGCGCGGCAGCGGCGGCGGUGACGGCUGCUGCGUUGGCUGCGAACGGGGGUGCUAAUGGCGGACAGGGGAAUUUGAACGGGCUUGGGUUGACUACGAAGCAGGGGUUGGGUGUGUUUAGAGAGGAGUAG
Molecule: messenger RNA, 6045 nt
Organism: Myxozyma melibiosi
Lineage: Eukaryota; Fungi; Ascomycota; Lipomycetes; Lipomycetales; Lipomycetaceae
Exons: 5
Coding region: 1-6045 (2014 amino acids)
Biological process (GO): small GTPase-mediated signal transduction
Cellular component (GO): plasma membrane; cytoplasm
Molecular function (GO): small GTPase binding; guanyl-nucleotide exchange factor activity
Source: RefSeq, a predicted model, not a curated record